AAGGAGGUGAUCAAGUGGUUAGAUGCCGGAGUGGUGUAUCCUAUCUCUGACAGCUCGUGGACUUCACCGGUGCAGUGUGUGCCGAAAAAGGGUGGUAUGACCGUGGUGACCAAUGCUAAUAAUGAACUUAUCCCAACCCGGACAGUGACCGGAUGGAGGGUGUGCAUGGACUACCGCAAGCUGAACAAGGUGACCCGCAAGGAUCACUUCCCAUUGCCUUUCCUUGACCAGAUGCUUGAUCGUCUUGCUGGGCGUGCCUUCUAUUGUUUCUUGGAUGGGUAUUCAGGGUACAAUCAAAUUUUGAUAGCUCCAGAGGAUCAGGAGAAGACAACCUUUACUUGUCCAUAUGGCACCUUUGCUUUUUCUCGGAUGCCCUUUGGGUUGUGCAAUGCACCGGCAACAUUCCAACGGUGUAUGAUGGCCAUUUUCACCGAUAUGGUGGAAGAUAUUUUGGAGGUGUUCAUGGACGACUUCAGUGUUGUGGGUGAUUCAUUUGAUGAGUGUCUGAAAAAUCUGGAUAGAGUGUUGGCCCGGUGUGAAGACACCAAUCUUGUGCUAAAUUGGGAAAAAUGCCACUUCAUGGUUGAGGAGGGCAUAGUGUUGGGUCAUAAAAUUUCAAAGAAUGGUAUUGAGGUUGACAAAUCCAAAAUUGAGGUGAUUUCAAGACUUCCUCCCCCCACUUCUGUCAAGGGGGUUAGAAGUUUUCUUGGGCAUGCGGGGUUCUAUCGGCGGUUUAUCAAGGACUUGUCGACAAUGGUGAAACAACAAGGCUCAGCUAAAGGUGGUGGGGAAUACUCCACCUCUCCCACAGCUUCAUUAUCCGGAGAGGGUACAGUAGGAGCUGAAGAGGAAGUAGGAGGAGCGAGAGAUGUAGGAGAAGGGGGUGAACCUCAGGUUGGCGGGGUUGAUAGAACUAGGAAGCCGGAGGCAUGGCAAGACCGGUUCGUGAGUGAGUUGUCUACCCUUACUACCACAGUAGAGGCUCAGUCGGCACCUCCACCUCCACAGGUCCGCCAGUCCAUAGAGGAUGCUAUUAAGGAGAUUUUGGCCAACCAACAGAAAAUCCUUGACACUCAGAAGAUGCUCACAGAGGCAGAUCAGCUGCCUUUAGAUUUACUGCUCCAGGACCCAAUACCAGCAACUCAUUCCCAGUCAGAGAAGUCACAGAGGCCUCCCAAGAGGAUGAGGAUAAUUCCCCGAGCGGACGAUGCAGUCAUCCAGUGUCGGAGCAGCUUGCGGUGCGCAGUAGUAGCCAGGGAGGAGUCCUUCAGUCCACUAGUUUCGGAGAUCCAGGUGUCGGAGCAGCUUGCGGUGCGCAGCAGUAGCCAGGGAGCAGUCCUUCAGUCCACUAGAUUCCGAGGUAGUCCUGCAGGCGUCCGCAGGCCUGGCAUCUCUUUUAUCCCCUUUCUGCCCUGUUUCCCUUGUACCGAGACAGAGUUUUAUCCUUUGUUUCAGACUUUACUUCCGCUAUCUUUUAUUAAUCGCAGUAUUUCAAUUGCUUGUUCAUCUAUAAUUCAAAUUGUUUAA
Molecule: messenger RNA, 1527 nt
Organism: Nicotiana attenuata
Lineage: Eukaryota; Viridiplantae; Streptophyta; Magnoliopsida; Solanales; Solanaceae
Exons: 8
Source: RefSeq, a predicted model, not a curated record